This is a messenger RNA of Camponotus floridanus (Florida carpenter ant), 640 nucleotides long. It is a transcript of the gene Obp5, whose product is annotated as general odorant-binding protein 19a-like. NCBI's taxonomy places the organism in Eukaryota, Metazoa, Arthropoda, Insecta, Hymenoptera, Formicidae. The record is from RefSeq and is a predicted model, not a curated record. Gene Ontology annotation, biological process: sensory perception of smell; olfactory behavior. The coding region runs from base 107 to 541 and encodes 144 amino acids. Gene Ontology annotation, molecular function: dibutyl phthalate binding; odorant binding. Gene Ontology annotation, cellular component: extracellular region. The transcript has 5 exons.
GUCUUUAUAAAAGAACGAGCUAGUUACGGCUCAUUUUCAACAAUUUCGAAAGAGUAUUUUGAACUAAAUUUAUUUAUAAUUUUGUAUAAUUGAAAAAUAUUGUAAAAUGUGUAUCCGCGUAUUCAUCUACAUUAUUAUGAUCGCGCUUUUCGCGAUUAAUCAAUCGGAUGCUGUACUGACGAUGGAACAGAUUCACAAGACCGCAAUGACUAUGCGAAACUCGUGUGUAUCUAAAAGCCAUGCAGAUGCCGGAGCUGUUGAGGGAUUGCAAACGGGCCAAUUUCAGGAUGAUAAUCAAUCAUUAAAAUGCUAUACGCUUUGUGUAAUGAAAGCAAUGCGAACUUUUAAGAGUGGGCGCAUAGAUGUCGGCAUGAUGCUUAAACAAAUGGAUUUAAUGAUGCCUGUCGAAAUGGCAACGCCUUUGAAAGCAGUCACAACUGAGUGCGCAGGACAUCCUCCUGCUGGCGAUGAUUGCGAAACAACUUACCAGUUUGUAAAGUGCUGCUAUCAAACAGAUAAGGAUCAUUUCUUCUUUCCUUAAUCAAAAUCUAAGGAUAAGAUAAUAAAAAAUGAAAAUAAAAGGAUAAGAUAAUAAAAAAUGAAAAAAUUACGUAUGAUUACAUAAAUUGAAAAUUGUUAU